GAGCUAGUCUCUUUCGCAUUCACUUAGGACUUUACUACAUUAGCUAUAUUACAUUGGUAAUUGAAUUGAAGUCAUUCACUUCGUUCACACGGUGUCAUGUACAAUACUUCGUGGCAGCAGCCACGACUAUAUAAGCAGGCCAGUCGCCUCGAGCAAGUAUUCAUUCAAACACUCAGAAAGCACUCAAGCAUCAACGGCAUCAAUAGAAUUCAAUUCUCGCAUCUCACGCAUCAAUUUCUUGAAAAUAAAUCACCUCUCACAAAAUGGGUCUCAAACUCUACGGUAUGCGUCAAGCAACUUGCACUCAACGAGUACUCACUACACUCGCCGAGAAAGGCGUUGACUACGAGUUAAUUCUUGUCAACCUUAUGGCAGGAGAGCAAAAGGCACCUUCGUAUCUUGAGAAGCAGCCUUUUGGAAAGGUUCCCGUCCUCGACGAUAACGGUUUCUUGAUUUACGAGAGCAGGGCCAUAUGCAAGUACCUUGCUCGAAAGUAUGCCGACAAGGGUACAAAACUCAUCCCUGCAGAGGGCGAUGUGAAAGGCUACGGUUCAUUUGAACAAGCUUGCUCGAUUGAACAGGCUUACCUUGAUGUUGAGACUUUCGGUCUCUGGUUCGAAAACUUCAUCAAACCUGCCAGAGGAUGGGGUGCCACUAGCCCAGAGGCAGUUCAGAAACAUCUCCAAACACUUGACAACAACCUCGCCGUCUACGACCAGAUCCUUUCGAAGCAAAAGUAUCUUGCGGGAGAUGAAAUUACUUUGGCUGAUUUGUAUCAUUUACCACACGGUACACAGGCGUUGAAAUAUGGAUUUCAAGACCUACUCGGAAAGUAUCCCCACGUGAACAAGUGGUGGGAAGGACUUCAAGCUAGAGACAGCUGGAAAGAAGUAGUUGCUGCGGCUGCUUAGAUUUUUAAUGUGUCUCUGCUCUGAUAGAUAGCUGUUAAGAGCCCGGCAAUCACCCUUAUGCAUUGCGGUUGAAUGCAUUUGAGUUGUACCAAAAGAUAGCACUGCCAAUAUUGAAAUCCUUAUUA
Botrytis cinerea B05.10 is the source of this 1036-nucleotide messenger RNA. It is a transcript of the gene Bcgst5, whose product is annotated as Bcgst5. The transcript has 3 exons. Gene Ontology annotation, cellular component: cytoplasm. The coding region runs from base 264 to 911 and encodes 215 amino acids. The record is from RefSeq and is a predicted model, not a curated record. NCBI's taxonomy places the organism in Eukaryota, Fungi, Ascomycota, Leotiomycetes, Helotiales, Sclerotiniaceae. Gene Ontology annotation, molecular function: glutathione transferase activity; glutathione binding.